Drosophila eugracilis is the source of this 2274-nucleotide messenger RNA. Its product is annotated as methionine synthase reductase. Gene Ontology annotation, cellular component: cytosol. Bases 62 to 1426 code for a protein of 454 amino acids. Gene Ontology annotation, biological process: homocysteine metabolic process. The record is from RefSeq and is a predicted model, not a curated record. NCBI's taxonomy places the organism in Eukaryota, Metazoa, Arthropoda, Insecta, Diptera, Drosophilidae. The transcript has 2 exons. Gene Ontology annotation, molecular function: flavin adenine dinucleotide binding; FMN binding; [methionine synthase] reductase (NADPH) activity.
UUACACACGAGCCGAUACUUUUUAACAGACUGCUGCAUGUGAAUCACCUGGUCCGGAUAAAAUGGACAUAGGAGCGUAUAUUCUAAAUGAAUAUAUUCCCGCCAAGCCGCUGGUCGGUAAUCUAGAGGCGUUCUUUACGGAUGAAGAAAAAAUACCUAUUGAAACAUGUGCCCAACUGAGAUGCGGCGAGGGUUUAAAGUUUCCAUUCGCCCGCCUUGAUUCCCAGCCAAGUGCUGUAGCGAUAAAGGAAAGCAAAGUGAUUGUGGCUGCAGAUAAAGCAACAGAGACGAAACGUGUUGUGGAACUGACUCUGGAGUCAUCUUUUGACUACCAACCAGGCGACACCAUCGGUAUUUUGCCAAGCAAUAGAACCGAAAUAGUGGACCGGCUGCUUCAUCAACUUGAACUAAUUGACAAGGCUGACACCACAUGUCACCUUAAGUUAGCGCUCCACUGCGCCAAGAAAAAUGCCAAACUCCCAGCUCACAUUCCGCCAGAGACGACUCCUCGUGAGAUCCUUACCCAAUGCCUGUCCUUAAACUGCCUUCCGCAGAAGCAACUUCUCAGCGCUCUAGCCGGGUUUACAAGAGACGACAAGGAGCGCAGUUUCUUGGCCUGCCUAUCCUCAAAACAGGCCACUAGUCAUUACCAGUCACUUAUACUUGAGCAAGGUCUACUCUUUACCGAUAUUAUGGAACUUUGUGGCAGCUGCAGACCACCGCUGGCCUUUCUGGUGGAGCAUUUGCCACGGCUACUACCGCGGCCUUAUUCCAUAGCCAACAGUCCUUUGGAAGCCGGUGACCAGGAACUUCGCGUUAUCUACUCACUCCUCAGUCACAAACCCGGAGUCACGACAAGCAUGUUAGAGGCGAAAGCACUGCAAAUCGAUGCAGAGCAGCAUACUAAAGUGGUUAUCUACCCGCGACUGAGCAAUGCAUUCCGAUACACAGAGCAGGAUUUGGGCAGCAAUCAAAUACUUAUAGCGGUGGGCACCGGACUGGCGCCCUUCCUCAGUUUCCUUACCCACAAAGAAUACCUUAUAAAACAGCAGCCGCAGCAGGAUAAAGGACAUUCCUGGCUUUACAUUGGCGCCAAGAAACCAGAAGCCAUUCUCAAGCGGGAAAAGCUGCAAUCCUGGCAGCAAUCGUCUGUGCUGCAGCGUCUUCGCAUGUGUCAUUCGAGAGGAGAAUCCCCCAACUAUGUGCAACAAAUGAUGUCCGACGAUGCCGAUGAUCUGAUCACGUUCCUGCUGAAGCCAGAAACUGUGUUAUAUCUGUGCGCCGAUGGCGCCAAGAUUUCUCAAUCUAUUGCCAAUGGAUUAAAUCAGUGUCUGCAGAAAGUUCUUCACAUUACUGAGGAAGAAGCCUCGCAGCAGCUGAAGGAACUGAAGACGAAGGGUAAAUAUCGCGAGGAUGUUUGGCUGUAAGAAGAAGAAGCCCGCAAAUUUGGCCUGCUUAUAGAAAUUGGGCAUCUUUUACAUUAAUUUAUCUAUUUACACUCUCAUAAAUUUUAAAUUUGUUUAGUUUUCCUUUUUUAUCGUUAAGCAAAUUUAUUUUAAGAGCGAAAAAUGAAAUUAGAGAAAGAGCCCAGUUUUGUGUAAUCAAAUCGAUUUGAAAAUUCUAAUUAAGCUGUAUCCCCAUUUUGAUAUUGCUUUGACUGCAGCAUCAACAGAAAAUAUUGAUCCAACGACUGCUUUGGUCGAAUAAGUAAAUAACGAUAUAUUUAACAACACAAAAUAAAAAUUACAGUGCAAGGUAAACUAAAUACAUACAAUUGUGAGGGGCCACUUUCAAAGAUCGAAGUGGAUGGGGGACUACGAGAACUAAAUGGAUUUUGGGUCUGUGUAUAAGGUUGACUUAAAUCGUAAAUUGCAAAAUAAAUCUAAAUAAUAGUAGAAUAUACGAAUACGACUUAGGUUCCAAGCAAACUAAACGUGCGCACAUAAAACAUAAAACUUAGUGUGUGAUUUGCUCUUUGAAUUCAAGCGAUCAUUAAAGCGCUAAUGUGUAUCGUUAUUGUUUUUCCUUUUCUAUAAAUAUCUAUAGAUCUUCGUAUUAUUUAUCAUACUGUUUACGUUUAUUUUGGCAAGUCGGAUCAAGACCUUGCACAUUAAUAUGCAUUUUGUAUUUUAACUACGUUUAAGUUUAAUUGAAAUAGAGCCAAUUCUUUUAGUGUAUAUUAAUAUAAUUACGAAUCGAUCAAAAUUGAUGUCAGCUUCUUCUUUCUCCUAUUCGUCCCUUUACAAUUGCAAUAAAAGUUGCGUAUAAAAAAUUA